Molecule: messenger RNA, 2088 nt
Organism: Danio rerio (zebrafish)
Lineage: Eukaryota; Metazoa; Chordata; Actinopteri; Cypriniformes; Danionidae
Gene: pspc1
Product: paraspeckle component 1
Cellular component (GO): nuclear speck; paraspeckles
Molecular function (GO): nucleic acid binding; RNA binding
Source: RefSeq, marked provisional
AGUUAAAUGUGGGUUAACAUAAUAGUAAACAGUGUAAUUCACAGUGUCUAUUAUUAAAUUUUAUUACAACAAACUAGAAAUCGAAUUGAGACAGUAUUGUAAUAGUUACAGUUAGGUCUGCAGCGCAAUGGCAAAUCCUAACCUAAAACAGGUGAAUAUUCAAAACAAUGCAACAUUCCCUCAUCAGCAGAAUGUUACGCGCUCUACGGAAUCUCCGGGAGACCCUAAGGAAACGAUGGAGGCAGUUGCUCCAUCACCACAAGACCCCAGUUCUGCAAACUCUGAACCUCAAGAGAUGACCGUAGACAUCAAGAACUUCAGAAGACCAGGUGAAAAAACCUUCACUCAGCGUUGCAGAUUAUUUGUCGGUAAUCUACCUUCAGAUAUGGCGGAUGAAGAUUUCAAAAAGCUCUUUUUCAAAUAUGGCGACGCAAAGGAGGUGUUCAUCAACCGAGACAGAGGAUUCGGCUUUAUACGCCUGGAAACAAGAACAUUAGCAGAGAUUGCUAAAGCUGAGUUGGAUGGAACAGUACUUGGAAACAGACCCAUUCGUAUUCGCUUUGCAACUCAUGGGGCUGCCCUUACAGUACGAAACCUUUCUCCAGUAGUGUCCAAUGAGCUUCUUGAACAGGCCUUCUCACAAUUUGGCCCAGUUGAGCGGGCAAUUGUGAUAGUUGAUGAUCGAGGCCGGCCCACAGGCAAGGGGAUUGUGGAGUUUGCUAAUAAACCUGCUGCCCGGAAGGCCUUGGACCAUUGUGCAGAUGGGGCCCUUUUACUUACAACGUCCCCUCGUCCAGUCAUUCUUGAGCCAACAGAACAAUAUGAUGAUGAAGAUGGGCUACCAGAAAAGCUGUUACAAAAAUCUGCACAAUAUCACAAGGAAAGGGAGCAUAAGCCACACUUUGCACAGCCAGGCACCUUCGAGUUUGAGUACUCUUCUCGCUGGAAAGCACUUGAUGAGAUGGACAAACAGCAGAGGGAACAAGUAGAACGGAACAUACAAGAAGCAAAAGAGAAAUUGGAGACUGAAAUGGAGGCUGCCAAACAAGAACAUCAACUAAUGAUGAUGCGACAAGAUCUCAUGAGACGUCAAGAGGAACUACGGCGCUUAGAGGAGCUCAGGAAUCAGGAGCUACAAAAACGCAAGCAGAUUGAGUUGAGGCACGAGGAAGAAAGACGUAGACGCGAGGAAGAUAUGAUUCGUCAUAGAGAGCAGCUAGACAUAAGACGCCAGCCAGAUGGAUUCAAGUCCGGUUUCAUGGAAAGUAGAGAACAGGAUAUGAGAAUGAAUGAAAUGGGAACACGUGGAGCCAUUAAUAUAGGAGAUUCAUUUAACCCUGUGACAGCAAUUAGUGGUAACCAAGGCCCCACACAAAUGAUGGGCAUGGGAGGCAGAGUUGGAGCCAUGGGGCCGGAUGGAUCAUCGAAAAUGAUUCCAGAUAAUGGAGUGAUGCCUAAUGAGCGAUUUUCUGAAGGAGGACCCCUUCAAAUGGGUUCUCCUGUUGGUGGGCAGACUGGUGUUGACUCCCCUCAGCCACAGCAACACUCACCCAUGCUGGUUGGGGCAGGUUCUGUUCCUGGUGUGCUUGGCCAAAGUGGCUUUGGGAGAGGAAGUCCAGUUGGGGGCAGCUUUGAUGGGCCUAACAACAAACGACGUAGAUAUUAAAAAAAUAAAUAAAUCUUUAGUAAUUGUGCUCAGAUUGGAUUAUUCUGACUCAUGAUUACUUAUAUAUAAUCAUAUAUUACCUUUCAGUCAUUUUGACAAGUACAUUUAUGUAUAAUAUAGACAUAAAUUGAAUGAGCCAGACCUUGUGUAAAUGUGAAGCACUGUUACAAAUGAUUAAAAGCCAUUGAAUUAGCUUGUACUUUGCAAAAUAUUGUAGCUAAUUGUAGAUUGCUUACUAUUACUGUAUUCAUGUCUUUUAUUUAAAUAUCUGAAACUAAGCAAUGUUUUCCUGUGAAUGAGUGUUUUUUUGGAAAUUGCAUGUUUUCAUUUUUAUUCUAUUAUUAUCAUUUUCAUCUGUAUGUUCAGAGUUGGAUUUUUUAAUCAGUCCUUUGAAUAAAAGUGUGAAUAUUAGUGACACAUAA